AUGCCAGUAACAGCCGCCGACGUCUUCUCCGUCCCAAUCUUCUUCAUCGUCCUCCGCGAAACAAUCGAGGCCGCAAUCAUCGUCUCCGUCCUCCUCGCCUUCGUCACACAAACUCUCCACCCCGACCACACCUCCUCUGGUCAUGACAUCCUCAUGUACAAAAAGCUACGCAACCAAAUCUGGACCGGAGCGGGAUGCGGGUUCGCGCUCUGUCUCUGCAUCGGCGGCGCAUUCAUCGGGGUUUGGUAUGGCCUCGGUCACGAUAUCUGGGGUUCUGCGGAAGAUUUGUGGGAGGGGGUGUUUGCGCUCAUUGCGUCGAUGAUGAUUACGGUUAUGGGACUUGCCAUGCUCAGGAUUUCGAAAUUGCAGGGCAAAUGGAAAGUGAAACUCGACCGUGCGUUGGAGGGACACGACAUCACCGAUGCCAAUGGUCACAGUCACACCCCCAAACACCGCCUCGGGAAACGCUUUGGCCGGUGGUCGCGGAAGUACGCUCUCUUUAUUCUGCCCUUCAUCACUGUCCUCCGCGAAGGCCUCGAAGCUGUGGUUUUCGUCGGCGGGGUAGCGGUAUCUUACCCAGCCUCCGCAUUCCCCCUCGCCGUAGCAUGUGGCCUCAUAGCCGGGCUUUGCAUCGGAUACGCCCUCUACCGUGGUGGCAACAUGUUUAAACUGCAUUAUUUCUUGGUGGGGAGCACGUGUGUGUUGUACCUCGUCUCUGCUGGGCUCUUUUCGAGAGCAGUAGGGUUUUUCGAGAAUUAUCGGUGGGGGUUGUUGGUUGGGGGUGACGUCUCGGAACUUGGGGAUGGGCCUGGCACGUAUGAUAUUAGACAGAGUGUGUGGCAUGUUAAUUGUUGUUCACCGGAGACCGGGAAUGGGGGGUGGCAAGUGUUUAAUGCGAUAUUGGGGUGGAAUAAUACGGCGACGAAGGGGACUGUGGCGGCGUAUUGUUGUUAUUGGAUCCUUGUGAUGGGGUCCAUCGCGCUGAUGAGGUGGAAGGAGCAGAGGGGGAAGGUUGGGAAGGAGAUGAGUUUGUGGAGGAUUGUGUGUGGGAAGCAGAGGAGGGGGCUGGGGGUGGAGAAGAAGGGGGUGGGCGCAGUGAGGAGGGUUGGGAGUGGGAGUACGGUUGGUGAGGGGGAGAAGAGGAAUAGUACCCAGAGGGUGAGGGAGGUGGAUGAGAUUAGGGAGGUGGUGUAG
Messenger RNA from Saitoella complicata NRRL Y-17804, 1194 nucleotides. RefSeq names its product iron permease FTR1. The transcript has a single exon. Gene Ontology annotation, biological process: iron ion transmembrane transport. Gene Ontology annotation, molecular function: ferrous iron transmembrane transporter activity. NCBI's taxonomy places the organism in Eukaryota, Fungi, Ascomycota, Saitoellomycetes, Saitoellales, Saitoellaceae. Gene Ontology annotation, cellular component: high-affinity iron permease complex; plasma membrane. The coding region runs from base 1 to 1194 and encodes 397 amino acids. The record is from RefSeq and is a predicted model, not a curated record.